AUGGCGACUACGCAGAAACAGAGGACACCGGUGGAUGCGGAACGAUGCAAGAAACACGAUGGUGUGGGAGGUGUCGUAAACGGAUGGUCGAAUCGACGAAACAAUGAAUAUUUUAAUAUACAAUUUCAUAGAAAUUAUACUCCAUAUGGAAUAGAUUUUGGUGGAAAAUCCACCGGCCGUUACACUAAUGGCAGGACAGUAAUAGAUUUCAUUGCUCAAAUUGUUGGCUUGCCGUUUCCUCCUCCAGUGCAAAGUUUUUUCAAGGGAAAGAAGAAUAUUCCUCAAACUGGUAUAAAUUAUGCUUGUGGUUUCACUGGCCUCCUUGAAUUAUCAUAUCCACCUCCCGUAAGUUUCAAAACAUAUUGUUCUUCUUUCGUUGGUUCACUUGACUUGGGUCACAAGUGGCUCGGAUGGGUCCGUUUAUAUGAUGCAGACUCUGCUACAAAACUUCAAAUAGAAAACCUAUCCACGUAUUUACAGACAUUAUAUCGACUCGGUGCACGUAAAUUUGUGAUCAAUAAUUUAGCUCCAAUAGGAUGUGAACCAGAUCAAAUUUUUGAUGGUAAAUGUUGGGACGAAGCUAAUGACAGGGCAUUGUUAUUUAACAAGCGCCUAUCUAAUCUAUUGAGAGACUUGCAAUCAACACUUUCAAGAUCAAAAUUUGUUAUCGUAGAUUUAUAUAAGAUUUUCAAAGAUGUUUAUGCAUCGCCUACAUCCUAUGUUUACAGUUGUUCGCAGCCUUCUUGCAUUUUUGCUUUAAACAAUUCCGUAUCCAAAAUUCCAGCAAUAUAUGCUUUUGGUGACUCUUAUAUAGAUUCUGGAAACAACAAAUUUAUUGAUGGUGCAGCAGCCACAUUCAACUACUUGCCGUACGGGAUUGAUUUCCAAGGAGGUCGACCAACUGGCCGGACAACGAACGGCAGAACCGUUGUUGAUUUCAUCGGUAAGGAUCAAAAUUACUGCUCAUUAUCAUUUCUUAAGCUUGCUGCCAUAAUUUCCUUGCCGACCUGUUUCUUGAAGUUAGUUUAA
Hibiscus syriacus is the source of this 1029-nucleotide messenger RNA. RefSeq names its product GDSL esterase/lipase At5g08460-like. Gene Ontology annotation, molecular function: hydrolase activity, acting on ester bonds. NCBI's taxonomy places the organism in Eukaryota, Viridiplantae, Streptophyta, Magnoliopsida, Malvales, Malvaceae. Bases 1 to 1029 code for a protein of 342 amino acids. The record is from RefSeq and is a predicted model, not a curated record. The transcript has 6 exons.